This is a messenger RNA of Sphaerodactylus townsendi, 2057 nucleotides long. It is a transcript of the gene DHRS3, whose product is annotated as dehydrogenase/reductase 3. The record is from RefSeq and is a predicted model, not a curated record. Gene Ontology annotation, molecular function: oxidoreductase activity, acting on the CH-OH group of donors, NAD or NADP as acceptor. The transcript is spliced from 6 exons. Gene Ontology annotation, cellular component: lipid droplet. Lineage: Eukaryota; Metazoa; Chordata; Lepidosauria; Squamata; Sphaerodactylidae. The coding region runs from base 22 to 930 and encodes 302 amino acids.
CCCUCGGGGCUUUGGAGCAGGAUGGUGUGGAAAUGCCUGGGCGCCUGGCUCCUGCUGCCCGUGCAGCUGCUGUUCCUGGUGGCCAAGGCGCUCGUGGGCGCGCUCCUGCCCCCCAAACUGCGGGACUUGUCCGGGGACAACGUGCUCAUCACCGGCGGAGGACGAGGCAUCGGGCGACACCUGGCCAGGGAGUUUGCCAAGCGGGGGGCCCGCAAGGUUAUCCUGUGGGGUCGAACUGAAAAGUGCCUGAAGGAAGCCACAGAAGAGAUCCGGGCAAUGGGCACCGAGUGCCAUUACUUCAUCUGCGAUGUGGGGAAUCGGGAAGAAGUCUACCGGCAGGCCAAAGCCAUCCGCGAGAAGGUCGGGGAUAUCACCAUCCUAGUAAACAAUGCAGCAGUUGUUCACGGCAAGAGUCUGAUGGAGAGCGAUGACGACGCCCUCCUAAAAUCACAGCACAUCAAUACGCUGGGACAGUUUUGGACCACAAAGGCCUUCCUGCCACGGAUGCUGGAGCUGCAGAAGGGACACAUUGUGUGUCUGAACUCUGUCCUGGCUUUAUCAGCCAUUCCAGGGGUCAUUGAUUAUUGCACUUCCAAAGCGUCUUCCUUCGCCUUUAUGGAGAGCUUGACCCUUGGGCUGCUGGACUGCCCAGGGGUGAACGCCACCACCGUCUUGCCCUUCCACACGAGCACCGAGAUGUUUCAGGGCAUGAGAAUCAGGUUUCCCAACCUUUUCCCCCCACUAAAGCCAGAGAUGGUGGCCCGAAGGACAGUAGAAGCCGUUCAACAGAACCAAGCCUUCCUCCUCCUCCCAUGGACAAUGCAUAUCCUAAUUAUCUUGAAAAGCCUUCUCCCGCAAGCGGCACUUGAAGAGAUCCACAAGUUCUCCGGGAGCUACACCUGCAUGAAUACUUUCAAAGGGCGGACAUAGAGGCUGCGUCACUCUCGGGCACAAAGCCAGAAGAGGCUGCGACCCCCUGACACGAAUGUCAGCCUGCCGGCCUGGGCUGUCCGCCUGCUCUCCUUCGCCCCGGCAACACCUUCGCCGCUACAGCAAUGUGGCCUCUGCGAAAGACAGACCCUGUUCGCUGGGGACGUGGGAGCGAACCGUGGGGAGGAGGGGAAGAGGCCGAUUCAUUUGAAACCAAUUGUGCCAUUUGUUCAUAGUUUUCUUGUCUUUCAAGAGUUUCAGGGUCUAGCUGAAUCUUUCCAUGCCGGACACAUUCCACUGGGCUUCCCAAGAAUUUAAGGGUUUCUUUCGUAUUCUCUAAUUGGUAAAGCUCAUCAGAUGAUUUUCAAAAGCAUAGUCCGCUUCUGGUCGCUACAUUUGCAGUCCGAGAAAGCAACCCGGCUUCUUUAGGCUCUGCUCCACCACUGAAAGGGUACGGAACGUUCCUUUGUGACGGACAGCCGCAGGGGCUUUUGACUAGACUCCUAAGAACAAAGACAAGCAACUUGAGCAACUUCUUGAAGGGCUUCCUCAGAUGGCUUCCUAGGAGAGGACCAUGUUUUAUGCAUGAGGUGGAUAAAGGGGUGAGAGAGAGAAUGUUUUGUCCCUCUGGCGUAAUAUGAGAACUGGCAGAUACCUAAUGGCAGUGAUUGGCAGCUCGUUCAGGACAGCCAAAGGGAAGUCCUUCACUCCAUGCAAAAUUAGCGUGCAGAGUUCGCUUCUACAAGAUCCACAAAGGCCACGCAUUUUGUCGGCAUUUGAAAGAGGAUUACUCACAUCCCUGGAAGGAAGCUGUGUCCAUUGGUAUGAGCCACCACCGUUGAAUUGAUUCCCCGUGCUUAGAGGUAGUAUGCCUCCAGAUAGCAGUUCUGGAGGGAGUAAUGACGGGGUAAUUUCCAAGUCCCCCCUGUAGGCCUUCCAGUGGAUCUGGUUGACCUCCGUGUGACACAAACGGCUGGACUGGAUAGACUAUGGUCUGACCCGAAACGAAAUAAGGCAACAUCGUAUUUAAUAUUGUGACAUGGUUUUAAUUGUAAGCCAUCUCGAUCCAGACUCUGAAGAGGUGGUAUAGGAACAUCCUAAAUAAAUACAUACAUCUGUUCCCCAUA